Messenger RNA from Catharus ustulatus (Swainson's thrush), 2211 nucleotides. It is a transcript of the gene TSGA10, whose product is annotated as testis specific 10. The record is from RefSeq and is a predicted model, not a curated record. NCBI's taxonomy places the organism in Eukaryota, Metazoa, Chordata, Aves, Passeriformes, Turdidae.
AUGGUCAUCUUGGAAAGCAAGAGUAAAGCAUAUAAAAGUGCAAAGGUGGCAUGCUUGCUAGAAAGCUAUUUAGCAAGGGAGUCACCUUCAAGGCUUGGUGCCUUUAUUAAGUCACUGGAAAAGGACAGAGACUGCUAUAAAUGUGAGACUGAGAAUUUGUUGAAGGUAUUAAGAAACACGUUCUCAUGUCCUAAGUGAAUCUCUACUUUAAAAAAAUCAUCCUUCCAGGCACAGAAGGAAAUAUCCCAGCUUUGUCAGGAAGUUAUAAAAUGCCCCAGGACUCCUAAAAGCACUGUGACACCUCAAGCUGUAUUAAGACACAUGGAGAUACAAAAGGAUACAGCACUGUCAGAUUUCCAAAGGAUGCCUAGGGAACGUAAUAGCCUCUGGGAGCAGUUACAGAUUUCCCAAGAAACUGCAUUUAAUGAAAAGGCUCAUUUGGAACAGAGAAUUGAAGAGCUUGAAACUACUAUUCACAAUUUAGAUGGUGAACAGUUAGAACAGAUGUCCAAAGUGGCACUAGUGUUAGACACCAUUGAUUCUCUGGAAAUUGAGAUGAAAAGAUUUACAAGAAAAGUACUGGAUUCUGAAACUGAGCUGAAUUGACAGGAAGCUGAAUAUGCUUCUCUUAGUUUAUUGAAUGAAAAGACAGAACUGAAUCUUUCAGAGAUUCAGUGAAGCCUUGUGAAGAGAACACUUGAAAUGUAGCUUAGUCAAGAGAAAUGGAAUAUGUUCUUCCAGAACUAUGGCUAUAACUUUUCAAGAUAAAGUCCUGUACAGCAAGGGGAGAUCUGUACUUUGAAAAAAACAAUUGCACAACUUAAGUCAUCUUUGCAAGACUGUGUGGAAGAAGGAAAAGAGAGGAUUGCUACUUUUCAGGAAAGCCUGGCAAUUAAAUACAAAAUUAUUUCAGAUUUCAAGAUCCUGAUUUCAGAGUUGGAGCAUUCCACAGAAGAAUCAGUUGAAGAAGUCUCUAUCUGUGAGAAUGGUAUCACCAGUUUGCAUCAACAGCUGCAAGAAACCAACAAAGCUCAGAAUAACAAGAACAGAGAAUCAUUAUCUUAGGAGAAUGACAGAGUACAAGAGCAUCUUUCUAACAUUAAGCAAGAAAUUCAGGUACUGUAUAAAAAAUCAGCAAAGUACCAAACUGAGCUUGAUGAUAUGAAGUUGAGAGCCCAGGAUUCAAACUGAGAUAUUUUCAGGCUGAAGCAUGUGUUGAAGUCUAAAUGGAAAGAGAGAGAGAACUGCAAGCUCUUGGAGAAUUAUCACAAAACCCAUGAACAAGGAGGAAGUUGGGAAGAAAAAUGCCAUGAAGCAGACAGAAUUUUCCUGUUAGACUGGCACUGAUCAGUGCAGUCUGAGAGCCACAGUUGGAAAGGGAAAAUAGAGUCCCUUGAAACACAGAUGCAGCAACAUUUAACAACAGAAGCAACAUGCAAGUCUCCUAUUUCUGCCUUAAACAACUCUCUUGUGAAAAUGGGCCAAGGGGCUCAAAACAUACAUUAGGAGAGAGUCACUGUACUUGCAAAUGUCACAUCUACACCAGAAUUUUGCAUUAAACUAGGCAAAAAACUAUUAAGUUAACAUUUAAUUUCCACAGCAGAGAAGGUAGAAAGGCUGCAGAACAAGUAUGAGUCAAACCAUUCUGAAACAGAACUCCUGAGAAAACAACUGGAAAAUGAAAAAGCAUCUAUGAAAAACCUGGAAUCUUUGCUUGGGUCCAAUUGUGAGAACGAAUUUUGGUCACAGAGACCAAAGCAAGAGAAAGACUCUGAAAUUCAGGUUUUCAAGGAACAGCUUGCUUUAGCAGAAAAUAAUCUUGCUGUGCAGAAUCAAGAUUUUACUCACCUCAGAAACAGAGCAGCUCAGUUAGCGUCAGAACUGGAUAUCACCAAAACACAGCUGGGGACUGAGUGCUUUGAUAGUCAGUUUGUCCAGCCUUCCUUUCUCACCACUUGCAUAGAAGCUAAGCUUGAAACAUCCCAUUUGAAGAUCCAAGGGACUACCGUUCACAGAUGCAAGCAGCUUCAGCUAAAGCCUUUCACCCUGAUACCAGCGCAAGGAUCCUGGCUGAAGCUACGUGCUGCAAUUACCCCGCCACCUCCAACACUCGCUCGAGAAAAUAACCUGGAGAUGGCUCGUCGCUACCUUAAACCACUUAGAGUAGGCGAAGGGCGAAAGAAAAGCCGAGGCAGAAAGUUGCAGCGGUGA